Aspergillus steynii IBT 23096 is the source of this 904-nucleotide messenger RNA. Its product is annotated as putative GPI anchored protein. Lineage: Eukaryota; Fungi; Ascomycota; Eurotiomycetes; Eurotiales; Aspergillaceae. The record is from RefSeq and is a predicted model, not a curated record. The coding region runs from base 192 to 737 and encodes 181 amino acids. The transcript is spliced from 3 exons.
AAUGAAGUGACACGAAUAAUGUGCUUGUACCCGGGAUACUCCGCUGGCUCAAAAUUGGACCUGGAGUGCUGGUACAUAUAAGACUAGUCGGUGGAUACAUUCAAGUUUUAUUGUGCUUGUCGCGUUGAGAGCCCCUUCACGCCAGACAACCUGCAGGCUAUCUAUCCCUUCGUUUCCGCAUCAUAGCCAAAAUGCGUCUGGCUGCUACGGUUGUCGUGCUCGGCGCCUGUGCCAUCACCAGAGCCCAACUGUCCAAUAUCCCACAAUGCUCGCUUAAAUGUCUCACUUCGGCCCUUGGUGCGGAUGGCUGCUCUGAGCUGACGGACUUCGCAUGCCAUUGCCAAAAGACGGGCCUUGUGGAACAGGUUGUGCCUUGCGUCAAGCAAGAUUGUGAUGUCACGGACCAGCAAGCCGUUUCCAAAGUCGUCGUGUCUUUGUGCUCUGGUGCUGGCCAGCCGAUCUCUAUCCCGCCGGUGGACUCAGCUCCCGCAUCGACUGCUGCUCCGACCACAUCAAGCAGCUUUAAUUCUACCACGGCCAGUGGAAUAGAGAGAGGCCCUCAGACUCGGCUCGCGGCCUCCAUGACUUCGACUACGGGUUCCACGGCUUCAUCCACGGUUAACACUGCCUCGCCUUCGAGCAUCCCCUUGUCCAACCGAUCCUCUGGUAUUCAAUCCGGAGCUGCUCGGGUGGCCGGUGUUUCCAUCCUGCUUGCUAGCAUGAUGUUCCUGGUCUAGAGAAUGGCGUGGAUAAAUCGUCAGAGGUUCUUUCCACUCCACCGUUGUCUGAUAUAGUUAAUACGACGCUGGUAGCGUCUUGCUACCAAGCUAUCUCAAUCUACAAUAAUUUAUACUGUGACCUAUCUUAGAAUACAUUAUACAAUCGCAACGCCGUGGAAAACCUG